AUGAUUGCUUAUGUGGGUGACUUCGGGUUAGCAAGGUUCCUCUCUGACGUUCCUCAAACCAGCUUGGUCGGCGUGAAGGGAUCUACUGGGUACAUCGCUCUAGAGUAUGCGAUGGGUGCUAAAGCAUCUACACAAGGCGAUGUUUACAGCUAUGGAAUCCUUCUAUUGGAGAUGAUACCCGGAAAGGGGCCAACUGAUGACAUGUUUAAAGAUAAUCUAAGCCUUCGUCAUUUUGCUAAGUUGUCAUUGCCCAAACGAGUGAUGGACAUUGUUGAUCCAGUUCUCUUAGAAGAAGCCAAAGUUAGUCAAGGCAGCGGAAAUCAUACUAACACAAGAAAAAGAAUGCAUGCUUGUUUAAUUUCAAUGGUCAGAAUUGGUGUGUUGUGUUCUGCAAACUCUCCAAGAGAUAGAAUGGAGAUGAAAGAUGUGGUCACAGAAAUGCACGCAAUCAAGGAUUUAUAUCUCGGUGUCAGGAUUCAUCAAGAUGAACAAGUUAUGUCACAACUGUCAGGUGAAGAUCCAUCUUACCUCAGUUAUUACUGA
This is a messenger RNA of Magnolia sinica, 543 nucleotides long. RefSeq names its product receptor kinase-like protein Xa21. Gene Ontology annotation, molecular function: ATP binding; protein kinase activity. NCBI's taxonomy places the organism in Eukaryota, Viridiplantae, Streptophyta, Magnoliopsida, Magnoliales, Magnoliaceae. Gene Ontology annotation, biological process: protein phosphorylation. The coding region runs from base 1 to 543 and encodes 180 amino acids. The record is from RefSeq and is a predicted model, not a curated record. The transcript is spliced from 2 exons.